AUAAGUUCACUUCCAAUUUUGACACACUUUCUAUAACAUGACGCCCAUUCUGCUGCUGUCUUAAACACACAACUCAGCAUGUUAGUCUAUUGACCCACCUCGAGUUAUAUGCUCUCUGAGCCUGGAUGACAGGAAGCCUCUGACUCAGGUUGUAGUAUAAGAUCAUAAAGCAAAUGAGAGGAAACUGGGUGGAAGGUGUGUCAGUCACCUGGAUCUGCUCCCCGCCCCCGGCAUCACACUCCUAUCUAUACCAUGAGUUACAGUACAUCAAACAACUGUUUCAGAAGAACGGGAGGGAAGUGCAUUCUCCAGGAGCCCAGACACUGUGCUGCAGAAAGUAAGGUGCCACAAGGGGAGUGUUUCAUCAGCAUCCUUUCCAGCCAUGGUGAAGAGGGAAUUAUUUACGAUUUCUAUGGCGAACCCCUUCUGCUGAGAGACCUAUACGACAUGGUUUCUCCACACAACAACCCAGCACUAGCUGGAAUACCCAAAAUAUUCUUUAUACAGGCAUGCCGAGGUGCGGGAUUAGAUGAAGGGACCGACCUAGAGGCUGACGGUGCCCCAAUGGAUAUAGGUGCCUUCUCUCAUAUUGACUUCCUGCCGAGGGACACUGUGGUCAUGUUUGCAAGCAGUGAAGGUUAUGCUGCUUUCCAAAAUCCAGUGGGCUCCAUCUUCCUACAGACGUUGUGUGACAUGCUAAGCGGCAAUGAGAAGGACCUGGAACUGACGCGGCUCCUUACGCGCCUGGCUUGCAGGGUGGCCUACACAUUCCAAAGCAAAGGCAAAUAUGAAGGUUACAAAGAGAUGCCAUGCUACAUAACAAAUCUCACCCAGGAAGUGUACCCAUUCAGGACAUAGAAAGGAAACCUGCCAUGUGUAAGAACUCUGUAGGUGCCUCUGGUGACUGCAUUAUACCCUCGCCUGAAUGGCCCCAUCGUUUACAAGACAAGGAGGGAAUUACACAACAGAAGAUGUAAUAAGCAUACUUACUAUACCUGUCCUACAGAAGUAAUAGUAGCUUAUUAGAGCUCUUAUGGCGCCUAUUUAUGAUUUAUUUGUUUUUUUACCUGGUUGCAUCAGACUUUUUUUUCCUUUUCUUUCUGCAGAACACUUUACCAAGCACUUUCCAUUGUAGUGUAGUCUGUCACUACAUUCUUCACUUUCUAGUAUGUCCUGCUGGAUACUGCUGUGCAGACUUGGCUGAAAGGCUGGUAUUUGUGCAGACGCUCCUUUCACCUGAGCUUUGUCAUGGGCAAACAGCGGCUAACAGCGUCUGGAGAUGACGUUGACUACCAGAUGACCGUUUAGCGCUGGAGUUUGGUAAAAGGCCUAAAAAGAUGGGGUCUGCUUAUGCAAAUGAAAAUAGAGUGACUGCGGCUGUACCUGUAAUGUUUAAUAGCCACAAUAGAAAGUAAUGCAACAACCGUCUAAGAAUGGAUUACAUUUAGUGGGAGAUAUACCAAAGCUUGGAGAGAGAUAAAAUACCAACCAAUCAACUCCUAUCAUUUUUCAAACACAGCCUGUGACAGGAGAGUAUUGGCUGGUACUUCAUCUCGCUCCAAGCUUUGAUAAAUGUUCAACUGAAUACAAAAGUAAUAGACCCCCAAGGCCAUAAUACAAACUGAAGUGAUUAUUCAGUGUAUAUUGCACUAGUACUCAUUCUUUUCAUGUUACAGUGUUGCAAACAUCUCAUACCCUUUGCUAGUAUUACAGACCAUAUGUGCCUAAUUAUUGUAACUCACUUUCUGUCAGUCCACCACACAUGUGCAAAUGCAUGCAGGAGUGGCUGGCACAGCAGCCACGAUCACAGAUCACGAUUUCAUAGUAAAUAGACCCAGUAAUGUUUCAGCUCGGGAACUGUAACCGGCACAUGGCGGUUGCAGACAUUUUUUUUUUUAUUAUUAUUUUAUUUUUAUAUUCCCCCGGUACAUAGUGAAUGCUGUAUCCUUAUGAAUUAUGGUUUAGCCCGCAAAAUGUCUGCCUCCGCUGAUGUGGAUGGUUCACUAUAUCUCUAGGCUACCUGCUAAACGAUGUAUUACAGCAUGGAUACUUCUCUCUUAUGCCUAGAGCUUAAUUUUGUUUACAAGGAAACUGUUUCAAGUAAUUGCCAGUCUAUUGCUAUUUAUUUAUUUAUAUUAAUAUUUGAAUGUAUGUGAAAAUAAAGCUAUUUUUGCUAAUUAAAUAA
Messenger RNA from Pseudophryne corroboree (corroboree frog), 2185 nucleotides. Its product is annotated as caspase-7-like. The record is from RefSeq and is a predicted model, not a curated record. The transcript is spliced from 4 exons. Gene Ontology annotation, biological process: proteolysis. NCBI's taxonomy places the organism in Eukaryota, Metazoa, Chordata, Amphibia, Anura, Myobatrachidae. Gene Ontology annotation, molecular function: cysteine-type endopeptidase activity. The coding region runs from base 253 to 858 and encodes 201 amino acids.